Messenger RNA from Caenorhabditis briggsae, 1443 nucleotides. The coding region runs from base 1 to 1443 and encodes 480 amino acids. The transcript is spliced from 8 exons. Lineage: Eukaryota; Metazoa; Nematoda; Chromadorea; Rhabditida; Rhabditidae. The record is from RefSeq and is a predicted model, not a curated record.
AUGUAUAAUUUCCUGAAGGAACUAGAAGCUAAACGAAGGUUCAAAAGACAGCAACGAGAGCUCAUGGGUGAGCCGGCAGAGGAGCAUCCGCCGGCGUUGACAGGGGACAUGGUAAUUGGAAAAGUGGGAUUUGAAGGCGUCACGUGGAGUCCUCGUCCGGAUUGUCCUUAUGAGUAUAAAGGUCCCAACCCACUGCCACUUAGAAAUAGAAUUGAUCAGGAAGAUAUGAGCAUGGAUUUCUCUAAUCAACCAGCACCCCAAGAACAAGGAACUCCAGAAGUUCUGAGAACUCACUCUCAAGAGGAAAUUCAAGAGCAUUAUCGCAUGCUUGGAAUUCCUAUGGGACAAAAAAUUGCAAGAACUGAUAAAAAUGGAUCUUCUGGAACAGAUGAUAGUGAAUCUGGUGCUCAAACGAGUCAAGGACCAAUCGGCUCAGGAUCAGAAGAUCUAUUUGUAACUAUGGGAGACUUUUUCGAGAAUGUCCAAACGGACUUUGGAGGUCACAACAUGGAAUCAAUGGAUAAAAUAACUCCAAUGGAAAUGGAUUUUGGCGAACCAGUUAGAGGAGCUCCAAUCUAUGGAGGACCUCCAAAAUCGGCUUCAGCUCGUAAGCCUGCUCCACUGAACCUCGGGGGGCCUAUGAGAUAUGACCUGUAUGAGCCAAGAUCUAGUGGUUCCAAGCGAGGAGGUCCUACCACCUACGGUCAGUUCCGCGAAGGACAGCCAGCUCCAACUCCACCGAUCCAUACACCAGCUUCAAUGGACAUUGGAAGACCAAUGUCAGCUCAGUCAGUGUCCACCUUCGGUAGGUUAACGGCUACACCCAUCAGGGAUCCGAUUCAACCGUCGGGACCAACUACAGGAGCUCUAUCGGUUGUUUCUAUCAAUUGUACCAACGGUCCAGACGGGGCAGGUGCAUCUCAAGAUCCCGAACCAGCCAGAAGCCAUCUUGAGAAUAUGAUUCUGCAACUUGAAAGAGGAUAUCGCGAGCGCCUUCAUAAAAAGGAUCUGGAAAUUGGGAUACUCAGAACAUCGAAUAAUUUCCUUCACAAAGCUCUCAAGGAAAAAAACGACCAUUGUGCUCAAUUCCACUCGUCCAUGACUACCAUCAGUACCCCAGGAUCUUCUGGAACAAACUCUCCCAUGGUCUCUGCCAAACCCACAAUGUCAUUUGAGAAUGCGCUGGCGAUCUUCCAGGAAUGGAUGAAGAAUACAAAGCCGCAGAUUGAGAGGAAUAUGGGGAUUGAAUUCGAAUCACUCUCAGUUGAGCAGCAAACCAAAUGGAAUGCAUGUGCGCAGCUUUUGACAAAAUACCAGUGGGAGUUGAGUGGAUUGGACUUGAUUCAACCAAUGACUGUGGAGCAAAAAACUCAAAAAGAUUCGGAGAAGAGAAUGGGAAGGAAACGAGGAGGUUCUAGUGGAGAGAUGACAGGCGGCGUUUGA